AUGAAACUCGUGCACUGCCAGACCACCCACCACGACGACCUGGCAAAGUCCGAGUACUUUGUCGGGAACCAGCCCACGACCACGGCCGCUGUGGGUCCCGUGAGCUACAUCAAGCGCGCGCUGGCCACGCACUUGAAGUUCCUUGUGACCCUGCUGGAUCACCCCGUGUUUCACGUUGACGAUAGGAUGUACUUAUCGUAG
This is a messenger RNA of Aphanomyces astaci, 201 nucleotides long. RefSeq lists its product as hypothetical. The coding region runs from base 1 to 201 and encodes 66 amino acids. NCBI's taxonomy places the organism in Eukaryota, Oomycota, Saprolegniomycetes, Saprolegniales, Verrucalvaceae. The record is from RefSeq and is a predicted model, not a curated record. The transcript has a single exon.